AUGGCUCUCCAACCCAUCGAACUUUGGGGGCACUGGGGCGCACCGAAUCCAUGGAAAGUGUGUAUGAUCCUUGAGGAACUUAAGCUGCCGUAUGUAAUUCACCAGCUGGAAUUUUCUCAAGUGAAAGAAGAGCAUUACGUCAAACUCAAUCCGAACGGACGCUUGCCUACGAUCAACGAUCCAAAUACCGGCAUCACUCUUUGGGAAUCGGGUGCUAUUAUUUUAUAUCUGGUGGAACAGUAUGACGAUGAGGGUAAAAUCUCGUCUAAAAGCGCGCCCGAAAAGCAUUUAGCACAGCAAUGGUUGGCAUUUCAGAUAUCUGGUCAGGGACCCUAUUUCGGCCAAGCUACUUGGUUUGCUCGGUUCCACGCUGAGAAACUUCAAUCAGCUGUUGACCGCUACGUCGACGAGAUAAUUCGAGUCACCGAGGUCUUGGACCGUGCCCUGGAGAGAAAUGGGACGGGAUGGCUUGUCGGCAACAGCCUUACAUAUGCCGAUCUCUCGUUCAUAACGUGGGCUUCGGUAGGCAAAGGAUUACUCAAAGAGCUCGGCAGAGAUUCGGAACUCGAAAAAUAUACAAAAUACGCAGCGUGGAUUGAAGCAAUGGAAAAGAGAAAUUCAGUUCAAAAGAUCCAGGACAGUAUGGCGAAAGGCAGAGCUGCCCAUGGCUUGUAG
Molecule: messenger RNA, 675 nt
Organism: Trichoderma atroviride IMI 206040
Lineage: Eukaryota; Fungi; Ascomycota; Sordariomycetes; Hypocreales; Hypocreaceae
Source: RefSeq, a predicted model, not a curated record